AUGAACGUGCUCGAACUCGACCUGGCGGGCUCAUUCCACCAGUCCAAACCAGCCCGUCGUGUCGGCCUGGCAUGUGCGCCCUGUCGCAAAAAACACCUCCGCUGCGACGCGAGAACCCCCGUAUGUGCCCGCUGCAUCGCUGACAAUAAGCAAUGCGUCUAUGAGAAGUCGCGUCGAGGCGGACGCCGUCGCAAGCCGUCAGAGUCAGCAUCAGGAUUGGGAUCCGGUGGGAAUUCAACAGCAUCGUCUGCACUUCUGACUCCGGGUCUCCCUGCCGAUCAAUUGUGGGUCCCGUCAUCGUCACCGGAGUCUGUCAUGGUGCCAGCAGUUCAGGCACAGGCCAGGAGCACAACAAGUGGCUCGAUGACACAUCCUGCACUCUCUGCAACGGCUGAAAAUGAUGCCUUAAGAACAGAUCGGCUGUAUAACCUUUACUACACUUUUUUCCAUCCCGCGCAUCCAUGCGUUUUACCAUGGCGGUUCCUCAGCCAGCGCCUCGAGACAGAGCGCGAGACAAUACAACCGCUCCUUUAUGUGAUGCAGUAUAUCGGGGCACACUAUGCAGAUGACGUUGAUGCGUCGCCACUGGCGACAAUCUCCGAGUCACGAUUAGCUCCUAUACGCAGCAAACAAGCCGCUGCGACCGGGUUCGACGUGCAGGCCAUGAUCCUCUACUCGAUUGCAGUGUACUGGUGCGAUGAAAUAGACCGGGGUGUUAAUUUACUCAAAGAAGCCAUUCAAAUGGCCUUGAAUAUACAAAUGAACAAGAAAGAUUAUGCUACACAUUUUGGCCAGAAUGACCCGAUGCUAGAAGAAAGCUGGCGUCGCACCUGGUGGCUUGUAUACAUCACGGAUGCCCACGUGGCUGGUAGCACCCAUGUCUACCCAUUUCGCACGAGCAAUAUAGACAUGAGUGUCGAUCUUCCAUGCGAAGAGGAAGACUAUGAAGCUGGGGUAAUUUGCCCUCCGACAACCCUCGAAGUAUACGACAUCCGGGAAUUUCUCCCAGAAGCAGACCGACCCAGCUUCUCCUCUUACGCAGAGCUCAUUGGCUUAACCCGUUCAAUAGACAAAGCCUUAGCAUCCGACUGGUCCAAAAACGCCGCCCUGGUCCACACAAUUUGCGAGAAUGCCGACAUCAGCGUCGCGGCCUGGCACUCGCUACUUCCACCCUGCAAGCGAGACCCGCUACGCAGCGACGGCACCGUCGAUGAAAUCAUGUUCAAAUCCAAGUUCAUCCUCCACGCAUACGCUAUAGAGAUACAUCGUCCAUUAUCAACCUUGGCGUACAGUUCCGUCGAGUCGACCUGCAAAUGCGCACCCCCGGUACCAGCUGAAGACGCCCCAGGAUCAGACACCACUCAAAUCCAGCUCCACACACUCAAAUGUUUGCACGCGAUAGACCAACUCGGGCGGCUCAUGAUACUCCCCGCUAAUAUCCACGCUCAUACCCCAUUCAUCAUCUGCAUGAUUGCCAACGCCACCAUUGCCCAUUUAGCCGCCUGUCGGUACGUAUUUGCCGGGCCGGACCUCCAGCUUGGUCGUGAGAGAAUCCGUCUCAGUAUGGGUACUUUAAAGAGGCUGAGUGAACAUUGGGGGCAGGGAAAGAGAAUUUAUCGAGAGAUGGGGAUUGUUGCGAGGGAGAUCCUGUCCCUUGCGGAUCGGGAGAAGGGUAGUCAUGAUCGAGUUGGAUUCUCUACGAAAGGUACAUUAUCAGGCAUGCCGAAUACACCUGCUGCACUGGAGUUUUCGUCAUUCGACAUGCAUAAUAUGAACGUGGCAGAGUUCAAUUUCUGUGGGUAUUUCGAUGGGGCUAUUGGUGAGGUAGUUGAGCCUGCUUCAUUUCUGGUUGUCUGA
Messenger RNA from Aspergillus niger, 1857 nucleotides. RefSeq lists its product as uncharacterized. Gene Ontology annotation, biological process: DNA-templated transcription; regulation of DNA-templated transcription. The record is from RefSeq and is a predicted model, not a curated record. Gene Ontology annotation, molecular function: DNA binding; DNA-binding transcription factor activity, RNA polymerase II-specific; zinc ion binding. Bases 1 to 1857 code for a protein of 618 amino acids. The transcript has a single exon. NCBI's taxonomy places the organism in Eukaryota, Fungi, Ascomycota, Eurotiomycetes, Eurotiales, Aspergillaceae.